Molecule: messenger RNA, 2544 nt
Organism: Myripristis murdjan (pinecone soldierfish)
Lineage: Eukaryota; Metazoa; Chordata; Actinopteri; Holocentriformes; Holocentridae
Product: zinc finger protein 37A-like
Exons: 4
Coding region: 156-1568 (470 amino acids)
Biological process (GO): regulation of transcription by RNA polymerase II
Molecular function (GO): RNA polymerase II cis-regulatory region sequence-specific DNA binding; DNA-binding transcription factor activity, RNA polymerase II-specific
Source: RefSeq, a predicted model, not a curated record
ACGGAAGAAAGGUUCCGGCCAGAAACAAACAGGGAUGUAAAAUUGUGUAGUGCGUUGGGGCUUUUUUUUUUGCAAUUAUUUACAUCGCUGCAUGAAAUUAAGUUUGAUCAGAUCUUUUUUGCCCCCCUCUCAUCUGGCAUCGUGCAUGAAUCAGCAUGGCAACGUGCAUCCCUUUCCAAACGCAGUUAUCAUCAAUCAUGGAGGUUUUGGUCAAAGCAGCUGUGGCAGAAAUUUCCAAACUAGUCGAUGACAAAUGUGCGUUUUUACACCUUGAAAUCUCUCGAAAGCAGAGCGAGAACGAGAUGCUGAAGAGGAAAUUGUUGAUGAUGGAAAGCAAACACGCACAGCUGCAGCGGGGCUUCGAAAACUACAUGGACAGAGGCACUGAUGUGGGCAAUAACUGUCCCACCGGGGAGAUUAAGUUUCCAGAGAUUGAAGACACCGCAGUAUCGUUCACUAUUAAGGAGGAGAGUCCAGAUGAGGUGCUGUGGACCAGCAGUUCUGCUGAAGCAGUUGGCUCUGCUGUUGCGUACCCAAACGCCCCUGCUGACAGCCAGCGUUUCGAGGAGGAUCAUCCACUAACCCACUCAGAGGUUGCGAGUCAAAAGACUCCGAAUCAGUUCGGCGAGUCGUAUCAUCCUGCGCAGCAUGCCGACGAGAUCGGCGCCUUUCAGUUUGCAGUGAAAACCGAGAAGGAGGAGGAUCAAUCAGGGUUCGGUCAGGACGGCUGCCAGCACAGCGCCGGCAAGCAGAACCAGCUUCCUGCUGAAUUCACCAUCGACGAAAGAGAGAAUCAGCUCUGGUCAUCCAUAAUUGAGGGGAAUGACAUUGACACUGGUUUUCCAGACUUUUCAAGCGUAGUAGAGGAAUAUUCCAGUACGUUCCCCGAGCAUUCGGACACACAAACGGUUUCGGCCGCGAGCAAGACGAAUAAUGUCCCACAAUCCUCCACGCAGAGGCCGUGUAAUGGGAUCUACAACAGCGAGUACCAGAAGGAUAUUCCUCAGCCGUCCACGUUUCAGGCGGCCCACUCGCAGCAGGACGGGCAGAAGGACCAGCUGUACCCCCAGAGAAACGCCUCGCACAUCUCACAGUUAAGCCAGAACAAUGAACACCCGGACAGGGACUUUGUCUCUGCAGACAGACCAGCUGUGACCCACUCACAUGGCACGUUCACACCCGGCAGCUGCCACCCCAGCACGCCGCACAAGCCCAGCUCCGGGACGGCCAGGUGCUACGUGUGCGCGCAGUGCGGAAAGACGUUCGGCCGCUUGCACCAGUUCAAGCUGCACCAGCAGAGCCACAAGAGGAAGAGGGCGUUCUGGUGCACGGUGUGCGGGAAGAGCUUCCAGUGCUCGUCCCACCUCAGCAUACACCACCGGACCCACACGGGGGAGAAGCCGUACGGCUGUGGACAGUGUGGGAAGAGGUUCACCCAGCAGAGCAGCCUGAGGGUGCACCAGCGCACGCACAGCGGGGAGAGGCCCUACAGCUGCUCCCAGUGUGGGAAAACCUUCAUCCUGAUGCACCAUCUGAAGAGGCACAGAAUCAUUCACACGUACAGCUGAGCCGCCCGUGUCUGACAGGCAAAAGACUGCUCGCCAACUGGAACCGGGAAUCCAAACCCAAACACAAAAGGCGAUGAAUGACAGCUGCUUUUGACGGAUGUUUAUUAAACUUGAGUCUGUGCUCACAGUUUGUAUGAUAAUGCAUAAUUUUCUAUGCAAAAUCCCUCUGGACUGAUUUUAAGACAAAAUGUUUGCUCCUUUAUUGGACACUUGUGUGCUGUAAUUAUUAAAGGUUCAAGGGAAAUUCAUGUUAGUCCUAUGAUCUGAGUGAGUUCAGUGCAUUUUCCUGAAAUCUAAACGAAAAAAGACACAAAACCCUCCAGCUUUUUUGUUCUGUCGGCCUGCAGGCUGAUCUUCACUCACAGUCUCGCUCUGUUUGAGCUCCUUUUAUAGAAAAGAGCCUUACUUCAGAGCAGACUUGAGAGGCAGAAGAUGCUCAUUAUCCCCAUAAAAUCACCCCCGUUUACCGUCACAUCUCCCACAAAGCGGGUUUCUCAUGCAAAGCCAAUCAAGCACUUGUAGGAUUUCUGUUUUGAAGUCAACAUCAGUAGCACCCUGCCUGUCUGGCGUCUCGCUCUGGGAGAGACUCGGCUCUCUAGGAUCAUAGGAAUAACUUGAGCGUUAUUCCGGGUUGAUUUUCCCUUUGAAAUCCCUUGCCCUUUGUUAAAGUAAUUUUUAUUUAAAACGUACAUUUAAAAUAAAUAAACAGCAGGACGCGUUCAAUGCAACAAGCAAGAGUUUUUGCGAUUCUCAGGUAACGUUGCUUUACCUUUAAAGUAAAAACAAAAGGUUCCCAGGCAAUAUCUGAUUGUCUUGGUUGGGAAAACACAUUUAUGUCGCCUGUCGAUAUUUGUCAUCAACAUAGGUUGUGUUUAAAACUAAUACAAAUAUGUACUGUCUCAAACUACAAAUGUACAUAUUGGGAAAAAAAAAACCUGUUGACAUUUAAUACGAACUGAGUCAAUUAAUCAAAUUA